AUGGACGCCCAGGCCGUGCAGCCGUCGAGCAACGUCGCCUUUCACAAGGGAGAGCGUGUCCUUCUGGACAGAGCUAGUGCAGGCCAGCCCAAACAACUCGAGAACAUGAAGCGGAAGUUCCAAUCCGCCUUGGAAUCCAGCGAGAGGUUGGUUGGCUUGGACAUGGAGUGGAAGCCCGACCGUUGCACACAGCGACGCAACGACGUUGCGUUGAUUCAGCUUGCCCUCGGUGGCUCUGUCUGGCUGGUGCGAACUUGUGAGAUUGAUCUCCCCGACUUUGUCCGGCAGCUGCUGAUGGACAGCUCUGUUGUGAAGGUCGUUGCUGGUUUCGAUUCUUCUGAUCGGGACAAGCUGCAAAGAUCCUUUGGCAUAGAAGUUCCGACGAAUCCAGAGCAAGCGGGCUUCGUGGACAUAAGCCUGCUGGCCAGGGAGUGCGGUUUUGCCGGUUCCGGAGUCAAGAAGCUUUGUGACCGGUACGGCCUCCCGAUAGAGAAGAACCAGAAGGUAAGCUGCUCCAACUGGGCAGCGGCCAGGCUGACAGAGGACCAACUUCAAUACGCCUGUGACGAUGCCUUCUUCACCUUGCUCUUGGGAGGACGGCUGCUGCAAGAGGAGAAGGUCUCACCUUCGAGGCUUCGCGCCCGUGCUCGGGCGGCCUGUGAUCUGGUGCUCCCGGUAGCAAGUCUCAGCGUGGGAACGAAGGACAUGGCGGAGCGGCACGCGGAGGUCCGUGCCUUCUUGGAGGAGCUCCACGGGGCCAUUUCCCGAGCCUGUGCAGCUCAAGGUGUGCUCAAGAUCCCAGUUGCCAAAGUGGGGCAACUUCGAGACAAGGUUGGCAUGCCUUUUGCCCAGCGUGCGAGUCUUUUGCUUGUUUCCUUGGGAGUGCGCUUCCUCAAGGAGCAAUGCCAGCUCUUUGGCAUUAGCAGCUUUAGCAAGCAAGACUUUAUCUGGGCACGUUCCGCUGCAGAGAGGGCACCUUUCACGGAUGAAGAGAAGUCUCUCGAAUGGGCAUCAUCUCCUGAGCAAUCCUUGCAGACAUGGCUGAGCUUGCAACCUCGCAUGGCCAAGCAAGAGCUUGUGGGUCGUCUCGGCCUCUUGGCCCGAGCUCUCGGAGCGGAAGAGUCGGCCAAGACCCUUGCGGCCCUUGCGGUGCGGAAGCAAGCAUGCGAGUUCAGCGCAUCUGUGGCAGACUCGCCGGGCCCUCCAUGGCGAGGGCAGGACGCUCGGUCCGCCGCAGGACUCCGGCCUUCUGGGAACAGCAAGAUCGUGGAAUGCCGCUCACGGCCGCAGCGCAAGAAGUCUGGGAACCAGGCAGUGGUGGCCCGUGGCAUCCCCAAGCAGUGA
This is a messenger RNA of Symbiodinium necroappetens, 1344 nucleotides long. NCBI's taxonomy places the organism in Eukaryota, Dinophyceae, Suessiales, Symbiodiniaceae. The record is from the annotation of a GenBank genome assembly.